GUGGCGCUACUCGUUGUGUCUAAGCCUUUUAAUCUGGGCCGAUGUCUCUUCCUCUGCCAGGUGAAAGGAUACAGGCAGCAUCCAGCUAACAUGACAACAUUACGACCAUUCACCUGCGACGAUUUGUUUAAAUUCAACAAUAUAAACUUGGAUCCUUUGACGGAAACUUAUGGGAUCCCCUUUUACCUGCAGUACCUGGCCCACUGGCCCGAGUACUUCAUCGUGGCCGAGGCUCCUGGAGGGGAACUGAUGGGCUACAUAAUGGGGAAGGCGGAGGGAUCUGUGGCGCGUGAGGAGUGGCACGGCCACGUCACGGCUCUGUCGGUGGCCCCGGAGUUCAGGAGGCUCGGCCUGGCCGCCAAACUCAUGGAGAUGCUGGAGGAGAUCUCAGAGAGGAAGGGAGGAUUCUUCGUGGAUCUGUUUGUGAGAGUUUCCAACCAGGUGGCGGUGAACAUGUACAAGCGUCUGGGCUACAGCGUCUACAGGACGGUCAUAGAGUAUUACUCUGCCAGCAACGGAGAACCGGACGAAGACGCCUACGACAUGAGGAAAGCUCUGUCCAGAGACACAGAGAAGAAGUCCAUCAUCCCGCUGCCUCAUCCCGUCCGACCAGAGGACAUCGAAUAAUAAGAGCAGCCGGCGGCUCCCAGACCUGGUCCUGGUCCAGACCUGGUCCUGGUCCAGACCUGGUCCUGGUCCAGAUCCAGGUCUCAGUGACUCCCUGUACAUAUUUAACCAGAGAGCUGCCGGCUGGACAGACGGAUGUAAUGAAACAAAAAUAAAGAUUUUCUCACGA
Messenger RNA from Mugil cephalus (flathead mullet), 796 nucleotides. RefSeq names its product N-alpha-acetyltransferase 20, NatB catalytic subunit (gene naa20). Gene Ontology annotation, biological process: N-terminal peptidyl-methionine acetylation. The coding region runs from base 91 to 627 and encodes 178 amino acids. NCBI's taxonomy places the organism in Eukaryota, Metazoa, Chordata, Actinopteri, Mugiliformes, Mugilidae. The record is from RefSeq and is a predicted model, not a curated record. Gene Ontology annotation, cellular component: NatB complex. Gene Ontology annotation, molecular function: protein-N-terminal amino-acid acetyltransferase activity. The transcript has 6 exons.